UGAGCUAUUAUGUGUCUAUAUGUAUAAACCUUGUCGUAUCAUACGUCAAUUAGUUAUCAAAUUGCAGAAAUAAAUUAGAAAUUGUAUUAAAUUGUUUGGUUUGACCCGCAGUCACAUCUAGCUAUCAUCAUUGACCAAUAUUAUGUGUUAAAGUUUUGAAGUUAAUUGAUCAAGCUACUGCUACUAAAAUUUAUCCAAACUAUCCCAUGUAAACUCUUUGUUGCCAAGAGUUUUGUUACCAAUAUGGAAUUUGAUAACAAUGGACAUGGACAGCAAGAGUAUUAUUGUUUGCAGCAAACUCAGCACCUUCAGCAAAGUCCGCAUGCAUCGAAUCAAGCAAGUGUUCCCAAAAAAUCAACGAAGCAAAAUAAUGCGCUACCACUCUGGGGGAAUGAAACAUCGAUGAACUUGAACCCUUUAAUUCUUGCGAACAUACAGGGUUCGAGUUAUUUUAAAGUGUCCUUGUUUAAGCUGAAGACUUACCAUGAAGUUGUAGACGAAAUAUACUAUCAAGUGAAACACUUGGAACCAUGGGAAAGAGGCUCUCGCAAAACCGCGGGUCAGACAGGAAUGUGUGGAGGAGUUAGAGGCGUCGGAGCUGGAGGGAUCGUUUCAACUGCUUUUUGUCUGCUCUACAAACUUUACACUUUACGAUUAACACGAAAACAAGUUAAUGGACUACUGUCUCACGGCGAUUCCCCCUACAUACGAGCAUUAGGUUUUAUGUACUUGCGAUACACUCAACCACCAUCUGAUCUGUUUGAAUGGUAUGAGCCGUACCUGUUAGAUGAAGAGGAGAUUGAUGUCAAAGCUGGCGGAGGACAGAUAAUGACCAUAGGACAAAUGAUACGGCAAUGGUUGACAAAACUUGACUGGUUUUCAACAUUAUUCCCACGUAUACCUGUUCCAAUUCAAAAGCAAAUUGAUGGAAAACUUGACAAUUAUGCAAAAGAAAAUGGUGUUUCAUUCGCAGUUGCACAACCGGAUCGCGGUGGUGUAUCCGUCGGUGCGAAACAAAAUCGUGGAGGAUUGUCAGGAACGUCAGGCGUUUCCAGGGGUUGCGGGCCGAGCACAUCUACAGACGAGCGAGAAUCAUUUCGUUUUGAACGGGCUGAGGAAUCAUUUAAAGAAAAAGUUGAUAAACGAAAUGUGUCUGCACACUGUGAUCGAGAUGCACGGACGACUCGUUACGACCAGUAUGGUGAUGAUCGACACAUUCGUACUCGCAAAGAUUAUCGUGGGAAAGAAUCGGAUCGUGAUAGAGAUCGUGAUAGGUACAGAGAAAAAGAAAGAGUUAAAGAAAGACACAGGGAACGUGAUCGUGAUCGUGAACGCGACCGAUCGCGGGAUCGCAGUCCUGAUCGUAAAGAUUAUCGUGAACGCGAUCAUCAUCACCGUGAUCGAAGACACCGUUGAAGCUUUUUCCAUAAGUUGAGCUGUAUAUACAUAUUUUUCCCUUGUACUUUUCUAGGACACAAUACAUCAAUGACGUGCUCGUUUUUAAAUGUGUAAAGUACGUCGACGAGACAGUACUGUUGGAAAUUUUUGAUAGUCCUGAUUCGAACUAUUUGGAGAAAAUUAUAAUUUUUUUUUUCCGAUAAUCCUGAUUCGGAAAUAUAUAGGGAGUUUGAUUUGUAUCGCUACAUUAACUAUUGUGGCAACGUUGUAAUCAACGAAACAAUAAAACGGGAUUACUUUUCCUAGUUGAACAGCCCCUCACGAAUAUCUCCGAUGAAACGACAUGCACUACUUAUUGUAUCGAUUUCUUUAACAUAUUGUAUCAUUUCUAACAAUUCCGGAUAAAGAGGUUGGUUUCUUUAGAUAUGUUUACUCUAAAGUUACAACAGCUUUUGAAUUACCUCAUGAAACUUCUCAUCCUCUUAACAUUAGUACCUCAUCGAUAACAUGCAUUCUGCUUUGUUUGAAUCCUUAUUUCAUAUAUAUUGUUAAACAAUUCACCAAUGGCACAGUUGAAUUUGUAAAAGUAUAAUACUAAUAAGAACAAGUAUAAUAUAAUACUAAGUAGAACAAACUAUGUUAAGCCGACUUUUUCGACUACCUCAAAGCAAUAGAAUGGCCCGUUUUUGUUGACGUCAUACAGAUGUUUUUUUUUUAAUUCGGUAAUGGAAAUGGCAAUGUAAGGAUGUUCCAACAACUUAUGAUACAGUAGGUGACCGCUAACUGAGAGGUAAACAAGCUCCAGUUAACGAACAAUGUUCGCUAACUGGAGUGACGUUUCUAUGGAUUGAUUGUUUUGAUUGGCGUUGACUGGAAUAAACAUACCAAACUUUUUUUUUUCAUUUAUGUUGAUAUAAAGUAUAGUAAUUCGUGUAAUAACAUAAAUUAAUAGCAAACGUAGGCAAAAGACCCUAAAUUUGCUUGAAAAAUGCACAUUUGCAAUAAAUUUCUCUUCAUGAGAUUCCGGAUGUUUCAUGUUUUGACGUUUAAGUGUUCGUUAACUGGGAGUAACUCCAGUUAGCGAACCUCCAGUUAAAAAGCACUCCAGUUAAAACACAUCCAGUUAGCGGUCACCUACUGUACAUAUAACGGCGUUGUACUAGUUUACAAUUAUUUUGGCCACUUCUUAAGCUCAACAUUGAUGUCCUUCAAAUAAUAAUCUACUUGGGUUUGAAGUGAUAAAAAAUUACACAUUCGCAUUAUUGAUCAGUGUUGCAUUUCUACUCGAUAAGAGAUAAAUAAGAGGAGCGGUCACGUAAUAUGGUCGUCAACUCAUACGACUCAACAACAUGCCCAUCAUGGGUUCAAGUCUAGAACGGACCGUUUUCCCGCAGCAAGGACAGAAUAUUAUUCGGGUACGUGUGGUACUGAGUAAGUCUCGAAAGCCAUAGACUGGCAAGUCCGCCUAAGACCAUACUCCAAAUAGAAGAAAAAGAAAGAGAUAACAAAGUUUUUUUAACCUCUUUUCUCAAACUUCUUGGACUCGUUACAGAAUGCAAAUCAGUUUCCCUAUUUCAUUCUAUCUAGUAGAUAAAAUUUUAGUUUUUUUUUUAAAUCGGCCAAGAUAAUUGCAAAUGAACCCGAUAAAGUUAAAUCCGCUAUCAUUUGUUCCAUGUACAGUCCAUACUUUUAAACUCUUUAUGCGUGCUUUCUUUCUUCAGUGUUGUAAUUGGAAUAUGUUGAUUUCGACUGCUCUUAAAAAUCGACCGUGUAUGCCAGUGCUCUCAAAUAUUUUUAGGAUCGCGGACCACUUGGUUUUGAAAAUACAUUUGCCGUGGCCCAUAUCUAUUUAGGAAAUAAUUUUAGAAUAUUUUUUUAGACUAAGCUCAAAGUUUUUGACCAAAAAUAUGUUUAAAAUAUGUGGGAAAAAGAUGCACAAUAUGUUUAAUGAGCUUUUGUUUUUCAAAAAUAAAUUCUUUCGAGGACUACGUCUGUUAAAGCCUCAGACCACAGGUUGGA
Molecule: messenger RNA, 3417 nt
Organism: Anopheles coluzzii
Lineage: Eukaryota; Metazoa; Arthropoda; Insecta; Diptera; Culicidae
Product: pre-mRNA-splicing factor 38B
Exons: 7
Coding region: 244-1416 (390 amino acids)
Cellular component (GO): precatalytic spliceosome
Source: RefSeq, a predicted model, not a curated record